AUGGAUCUGGCUCUCAUCGAAGCUAUUGGAAAGCUAGAGCUUAUGGUCGAAAAGGACGAACCCGAGGCAGACGCAUAUGCCUACCUCAAAUCAGAGAUAUACCCGUUACUUCAAGAACCAGAUAUAACCGUACCUAUGGUUUUCUAUAGGGUAGUGUCGAGGCUGAUGGAAAAGGUCGCCGCCGCUAAGAAGGAGUCGAUACGUUCACUCGAGCUACCAACAGUUGCCGAUAUUUUCCGAGUUUACACAGAUAUUGGCGAUAUGAAACCUCAGCGAUGGGCCGUACUCGUGGGAGAAUUAGUCCAGAAAAUUAUAGAGAUAGAUCCCUCGGUCGAGGAGCAAGACCCUGCUGUAGUCGAAGGUAAACUUACCACCUGCGAUACCAUGCUCGCGGAUCUUGUCGAAUCCUGGAAAGUUCUCUCUCUAUCCAAGACCACCUUGGCGCCUGAUAACGAGAUGACGGAUGGGUUCUGGUUCCCGAGACUCGAUACCUUUUCUCUGAAGAAAUUUUCAGGUCAGGGAAACUUCCCUGCGGCUUUGAGUAGUAUUUUCCCACAAUAUUACCCAAAACACCUCGGUGCCCCCGUGGCCGUCUUAGCCAUUGCCACAUACGCUUUGCUGCUCGAUGUCCAACGAAGCAAUCUUGAUGUCAGACGAAGUGCAUCUCGGUUCGUAUCUAAAAUAGCCUAUCUCAUCUCGUUUGUUAAUUUCCGAGAAGAGGCCUUGCGGAAGGAAAUCUCAAACACCUUUCCGGCGAUUAAAGAUUAUGUUAUGGAGCGGUGGCCCGAUAUCAAGGCACAGCUAAAAGAUAGACUCGAGUCGAUGACGACGUCUGCUGGACAAGCAAAAUCCAAUAAACCCUUAUAUUCGGCCAACCACGGUGGAAUCAAUCCGGGUUACUUGGGAAGUCGUCUCAACCAUGGAUACCUGACCCGGAACACAAGCGAAGUAGACAAGACCUGGCAAAGGUUUGUAGGGUCCGAGAAAGAUAUUCCUUUGGAAAAGGCUGCCGAGCUUCGAAUGUACCCAGAUCUUUUCGACUUUUUCAUUCAUACUCGAAUGGCCUUGAACCAACCUGAUCAUGCCAUCGCCGCGCUAAAUACUCUCCGCAAAGUCGGGCUUAGACCGACGAUGAAGACGUGGAACAGCAUGCUCGACGGUUGCAAGAAGGCUCGCAACGUCAACGGCCUCAAGAAUGUGUGGGCAAAACUUGCGGGGUCCGGAAUGAAGCUGGAUACGAAGCUAUGGACCACUCGUAUAGCUGGCCUCAUCGAAUCUGGUGAUAUCGAGAGCGGAAUAAGAGCCCUAGAGGAGAUGACAAAAUUAUGGAAUAGUAGAUCGAAGGACGAGAACACCACAGCUGUCAAACCGACUAUAGAGCCUAUCAAUGCUGCCCUCAAUGGUCUAGUACGUCAGAACCAAGUUUCUGCUGCCGAAAGCCUCCUAGCUUGGGCAGGUCGGCAAGGUAUCGAACCUGAUAUCAUGACAUACAAUAUCCUAUUAGCCCGCUUCGUUCAGGAUGGAAGGGCUGAGGAUGUGCAGCGAGUAUUUGCUAUGAUGCAAGGCGCCGGGUUAUCUGCAGACGAAGCGACAUUUACGAUAGUUCUGGACGGGGCAUUUAGUAUGAUAGAUCCGGAUGAAAUAGAAAAGCAAACGAGAACGAUAAUAAGUAUGCUCGGUCAUAUGAAAGCUGUCGGGCUAGAACCGAACCUACAGACAUACGGCAAGAUAAUUUAUCGCCUACUCCGGCUCGGCGACGAGGCCAGCAACGGCAUCAAGGUUGUGCUAUCUCAUCUAUGGGGUCACGGCUACGAGCUCUCGCCACAUAUCUAUACGAUGCUGAUGGAAUAUCACUUCUCGCGCAACCCCCCCGACCUAGAUGCCGUCGACUCGCUAUUGCAGCGCCGCCGCGUGCUCGAUUACGAUAGCGUAGAAGACAACAUCUUAUACGACCGUAUCAUUAAGGGUUACGCACUAGCCGGCCAGUCCUCUAAGGCUCUUGAGUAUUAUUACAAGCUUAGCGCCGCCGGCGCCACUGUCAUCCUGCCUACGCAGAUAGAGCUACUGCAUUCGCUGCUCCGCGACGAUCGCGUUAACGACGCGCGCGACAUGGUCGCUAAUACCAGGAGGUUGUUUGAAGAGUCAGACCGUGCCUCGGACGAAGUAGAGAGUGCCCGGUUCUGGGGCCAUCGUUUCUGGCAAGUUGCUUUUUCAAACGGCCUCAUGGAGGAGAGAGAUGCUGCUGCCCAUGCUUCUUCCUAG
Daldinia childiae is the source of this 2262-nucleotide messenger RNA. RefSeq lists its product as uncharacterized. Gene Ontology annotation, molecular function: protein binding. The coding region runs from base 1 to 2262 and encodes 753 amino acids. The record is from RefSeq and is a predicted model, not a curated record. The transcript has a single exon. Lineage: Eukaryota; Fungi; Ascomycota; Sordariomycetes; Xylariales; Hypoxylaceae.